AUGCUCACUCGUUCAUCUAGGCUGUGUCUUGUCGCCGUGGCCGUGGCCGCGGCCCUCUUCUUCGCCGGCACGGCCUCUGCGGAGGACAAGCAGGCCAUCUUCCAGGCGCCCGAGCAUGCCGGUCAUGCCUCGCACGAGCACUCGACCACCAUGCGUAAAGUGUUCGCUACCCUCUUUCCCUUUGAGAGCCCGGCCUGGAACUCGAUCCUGGCCACGUUCUACAUUUCGUCCAUCCCCAACUUUAUCCUUAUUGCUGUCCCCGCCGACCUGGAGCCCUCGUCGCUCAACACCAUGAUCGCGUUCGCGACGGGCGGUCUGCUCGGCGACGUCUUCCUCCACCUCGUCCCGCACGCCUUCUUUGGCGAGGGCGACCACGAGGAGGGCCGUACCGUUGUUGUCGAGGAGCACCGCAACAUUGUUAUUGGCGGCGCCAUCUUCCUAGGCUUUGCGGCGUUCUUCGUGCUCGACAAGACCAUGCGUGUCCUCAACGCCUCGGCCGGUAACGAGGGCCACAGCCACGGUCACAGCCACUCGCACUCGCACGGCCACUCGCACGGCGAGUCGUCGGCUGUCAAGAAGGCCGACGGCGAGGUUCGCAAGCGCAAGAAGGGCAGCAAGAAGGACGAGGACGAGACCACGCCCGAGCCCGAGCAGCCCAAGGUCAACCAGUCGCUCCGUCUCUCGGCCUACCUCAACCUCUUUGGCGACUUUACCCACAACAUCACCGACGGCCUCGCCAUGGCCGCGUCGUUCUACUCGAGCCCCGCCCUCGGCGCCGUCACGACCAUUGCCACCUUUUGCCACGAGAUCCCUCACGAGGUCGCCGACUACUCGAUCCUUAUCAAGUCGGGCUUUACAAAGUCGCAGGCCAUGGGCUCGCAGUUCUUCACGGCCGUCGGCGCCUUUGUGGGCACGUUUAUCGGUAUCUGGAUCGCCGAGACUACUGGCGCCGGCGACGGCUCGCAGGCGCUGCAGGUCGGCGAGGGUCUGUUCGGCACUUCGGUCGGUGGCGGCGAGCUCGUCAUCCCCAUGACUGCUGGUGGCUUCCUCUACAUUGCGAGCGUCAGCGUCAUCCCCGAGCUGCUGGAGGAGUCGCGCAGUGCCAAGCAGGCGCUCAAGGAGUACGCCGCCAUGGCGUUUGGUGUCUUCUGCAUGGCUGUUAUCGCUUGGAACGAGUAA
Apiotrichum porosum is the source of this 1179-nucleotide messenger RNA. RefSeq lists its product as uncharacterized. The record is from RefSeq and is a predicted model, not a curated record. Gene Ontology annotation, molecular function: zinc ion transmembrane transporter activity. The transcript has 8 exons. Gene Ontology annotation, biological process: intracellular zinc ion homeostasis; zinc ion transmembrane transport. The coding region runs from base 1 to 1179 and encodes 392 amino acids. Gene Ontology annotation, cellular component: membrane. Lineage: Eukaryota; Fungi; Basidiomycota; Tremellomycetes; Trichosporonales; Trichosporonaceae.